AUGAGUGUCUUCUAAAAUGCAUUAAUGUUUUCAAUCCUUUCCUAUGGAUUUUUAUAUGAUUUUAGAUUUAUAAUGCUUUUCUUUGGCUUUUUAGGUUUCAAUAUGCUUAUUUAUUACAUUAUUCCUGGUGGAAAAUGUAAUAAUAUUCGAAGAAAAAUCCAAAUAGCUACAUGGGAAGAACCUAAAGAAGGUUUAAUACACAUAAAAAUGGAAAUUGAUUGCACAAAAGUAUUAGAUUUUUUAAGUAAUUAUAAACCAGAUGAGGUGAAACCUACUUUAACUCAUUUUGGUAUAAAAGCCGUUUCUAAUAUUCUAGAUUAGUCCAGACUAAUAAUAAAUGGAAAAUUAAUGUUUGGAAAAUUUGUUCCAUUUGAAACUGUAGAUGUUACAUGCUUAAUCGAUAUAGAUAAUGGAAAUGAUUUAGGAGCAAUAACAAUAAGAAAAUGCGACGAAUUAAGUGUACUUGAAUUAGCUAAAUAUGUAAAAUAAAAAAGUGAAAAAAUAAAGAAAUCUAAAGGAGAUAAUAUACAUAAAAAAAGAAAUAAUUCCUUGUAAUAUUUUCCUCCUUUUAUUGUGAGUGUUAUUUUAUAAUUAACUAAAUGGUUUUCUUAUUAUUUCGGUUUAAAUUUACCUUUCUUAGGUAUUAAUAAAAAUAAUUUCGGGGGAGCAAUUGUUACUUCUAUAGGUAUGUUAGGCAUUGUAGAUGCUGUCGCACCCCAUUGUAAUUUUAUGAAUUGUCCUGCAUUACUUGUCUUGAAUAAAGUUAUUGAUAAACCUAUUGUUAGAAAAGGGUAGAUUGUUAUUGCGAAGGUUAUGAAUUGUAAUUUUACUGUAGACCAUAGAUUUAUUGACGGAGGUAAGGCUAGAUAUAUAAAAACCGCAUUUAUUGAUGUUUUUGAAAAUCCUGAAAAAUUCUUUGAUAAUCCUUCUCCUUUGUAAAGUGAAUAAAAAUCUAAAUGA
Messenger RNA from Ichthyophthirius multifiliis, 960 nucleotides. RefSeq lists its product as hypothetical. NCBI's taxonomy places the organism in Eukaryota, Ciliophora, Oligohymenophorea, Hymenostomatida. The transcript is spliced from 2 exons. The record is from RefSeq and is a predicted model, not a curated record. Gene Ontology annotation, molecular function: acyltransferase activity.